UGUUACUGUUUUUGGCAUCGGACAGUCGGUCUCGUGAACUCCGUGCUCUCUGCAGGAAAGGCUGCGAGCCCGAGGUGCGUCGCUCGGGGGUGAAAUUCCGCCCGGGUGAGCGAGCCCGGCCCCGCGCUCAGUUCAGGCGGUCCGAGUGAGUGUCCUCCCUGCCAGCGCCGGGAAAAUGGAGGCUGUGAUUGAGAAGGAAUGCAGCGCGCUUGGAGGCCUCUUCCAGACCAUCAUCAGCGACAUGAAGGGGAGCUACCCAGUUUGGGAAGAUUUCAUAAACAAAGCAGGAAAACUACAGUCCCAGCUCCGGACAACAGUAGUAGCAGCAGCUGCCUUCUUGGACGCCUUUCAGAAAGUAGCUGACAUGGCUACCAACACACGUGGUGGCACCAGGGAGAUUGGCUCCGCCCUCACCAGGAUGUGCAUGAGGCAUAGAAGCAUCGAAGCCAAGCUGAGGCAGUUUUCCAGCGCUCUAAUUGACUGCCUUAUAAACCCACUUCAAGAACAGAUGGAAGAAUGGAAGAAAGUGGCAAACCAGCUGGAUAAAGACCAUGCAAAAGAAUAUAAGAAAGCACGCCAAGAGAUAAAAAAGAAGUCCUCAGACACACUGAAACUGCAGAAGAAAGCAAAAAAAGGGAGGGGUGAUAUCCAGCCUCAGUUGGACAGUGCUCUCCAGGACGUCAACGACAAGUAUCUCCUGCUGGAAGAAACGGAGAAGCAGGCAGUACGCAAAGCUUUGAUUGAAGAGCGCGGCCGCUUCUGCACCUUCAUCUCGAUGCUGCGGCCGGUGAUCGAAGAAGAAAUCUCAAUGCUAGGGGAGAUAACUCACCUUCAGACCAUAUCAGAAGAUCUGAAGAGCCUGACCAUGGACCCUCACAAACUGCCCUCCUCAAGUGAACAGGUGAUCUUAGACCUGAAAGGCUCCGAUUACAGCUGGUCCUAUCAGACGCCACCAUCUUCGCCCAGCACCGCCAUGUCCCGCAAGUCAAGUGUCUGCAGCAGCCUGAACAGCGUCAACAGCAGUGACUCCCGGUCCAGCGGCUCCCACUCGCACUCCCCCAGCUCGCAUUACCGCUACCGUAGCUCCAACCUGCCCCAGCAGGCACCCGUGAGGCUGUCCAGCGUGUCCUCCCACGACUCAGGAUUCAUCUCCCAGGACGCCUUCCAGUCCAAGUCACCGUCCCCCAUGCCGCCAGAGGCCCCCAACCAGAACUCGUCCAGCUCGGCCUCCUCGGAAGCCUCGGAAACCUGCCAGUCAGUCAGCGAGUGCAGCUCCCCCACCUCAGUCAGCUCAGGCUCCACCAUGGGCGCCUGGGCGUCCACAGAGAAGGACUGGGCUAAGCCUGGGCCCUACGACCAGCCUCUGGUGAACACCCUGCAGCGCCGCAAAGAGAAGCGCGAGCCGGAGCCUGGUGGAGGAGGACCCGCUCCCAUGGGCGGUGCACCUGCAGCCGCUGAGGAGGCCCAGAGGCCACGGAGCAUGACCGUGUCGGCCGCCACCAGGCCUGGUGAGGAGAUGGAGGCCUGUGAAGAACUGGCCCUGGCCCUGACCCGAGGCCUCCAGCUGGACACACAGAGGAGCAGCCGGGACUCCCUGCAGUGCUCCAGUGGCUACAGCACCCAGACGACCACCCCGUGCUGCUCCGAGGACACCAUUCCCUCCCAAGUUUCAGAUUACGAUUACUUCUCCGUUAGUGGUGACCAGGAGGCCGAGCAGCAGGAGUUCGACAAAUCCUCCACCAUCCCGAGAAACAGCGACAUCAGCCAGUCCUACCGACGGAUGUUCCAAGCCAAGCGCCCGGCCUCGACUGCUGGCCUCCCCACCACCCUUGGACCUACUAUGGUCACCCCAGGGGUUGCAACCAUCCGACGGACCCCUUCCACCAAGCCUUCUGUCCGCCGGGGGACCAUCGGAGCUGGUCCCAUCCCCAUCAAGACGCCCGUGAUCCCCGUGAAGACCCCGACCGUCCCAGAUCUCCGCGGGGUGCUGCCAGCCCCUCCAGAUGGGCCAGAGGAGCGGGGUGAGCCCAGCCCUGAGUCACCGUCUGGGGGGGACGGCCCCCAGGGUGUCCCCAGCAUGCCCUCCUCCCUGUGGAGUGGCCAGGCAUCUGUCAACCCCCCACUCCCAGGCCCGAAGCCGAGGAUUCCUGAGGAGCACAGACAGGCCAUUCCAGAGAGUGAAGCGGAGGACCAGGAAAGGGAGCCCGCAGGCGCCACCGCCUCCCCGGGCCAGACGCCAGGGGCCGAGCCUGCAGACCUGAGCCCCCGAGAGAGCCCGCAAGGAGAAGACAUGCUGAACGCCAUCCGCAGGGGCGUGAGGCUGAAGAAGACCACGACCAAUGACCGCUCAGCCCCUCGCCUCUCCUAGGCGCUCUUAGGCUCACCAGAAAUCCUGCCGGUGGGGAACGAACUGCCUCAUUAACACCUAAUUUGUCUCGAUCCAUUCCAGUCUAUAAUCCAACAAGAGAUUUUGUAGGCAACUCAGAAUCCAGCUUUUUGGAAAGUACUCCACACCUUUAGAUAAAAAUGAAAAGCAACAUAUGUAACUGAUAUAAUC
Molecule: messenger RNA, 2557 nt
Organism: Orycteropus afer afer
Lineage: Eukaryota; Metazoa; Chordata; Mammalia; Tubulidentata; Orycteropodidae
Source: RefSeq, a predicted model, not a curated record